Molecule: messenger RNA, 1320 nt
Organism: Gymnodraco acuticeps
Lineage: Eukaryota; Metazoa; Chordata; Actinopteri; Perciformes; Bathydraconidae
Gene: dek
Product: DEK proto-oncogene
Biological process (GO): chromatin organization; regulation of double-strand break repair
Cellular component (GO): nucleus
Molecular function (GO): histone binding; DNA binding
Source: RefSeq, a predicted model, not a curated record
AUUUAGACCAAUCAGUGGAGCGGCCGCCGCGCUAGCGCCGCCCCCUCUGGAGAAACCGCCUUCAUGAAAUUGAAAUACAGAGACAGAAGAGAGUGAGACGCGGGCGCAAUAUCAAGGAACCAUCUGACGGAGCCAGGCGUGCAGAUAUGAGUGUGGCUGCGGACGAAUCGCUGUCGGAGGAGGAGGUGGAGGACCAGCAGGAGGCGGCACAGGAGGACCAGCAGGAGGCGGCACAGUCGAGUUUGGACAAGUCGAGUCCAAACAAAAGCAGCUCCAAAAUACCCGCUGCAGGUGAAAUCAUUGAAGGCAAGCGGGCAAAGAAGACGGUGGAGAGGCUCGACUUCCAGGCCCCGAAGCAGAAGGAGAAGCUCAAGAUAGGAGAUGGAAGCGGAGAUAAGUUAGGAGACAUUCCACGCACGUGUCUAAAGAUCACCAAGAUGAAGACGGCUGACCUGAAGCCUCUGCACGCCAUCCUGUUCGACAGGCCGGGGAAGACGGCGAUUUUAAAGAAGAACCUGCGUCUGUUUAACGGCUUUCCCUUUGCCGCGGACAGCGAAGAGUUCACAAAGAAACGAGAAAAACUUCUGAAGAAUUCCAACUUCACCAACACCAAGCUGAAGGUUGUCUGCGGGGUUCUGGAUCUGGAGAAGAAAGGAACCCACUCGGAUCUCGUCGACAGGAUCCUGACGUUCCUCACCGAACCCAAAAACAGUGGGAAGCGUCUGCCGGUAAAGAAGAAGAGGAAGUCGAAGAAGAGACUGUCAGGCGACGACUCGAAGGCCAGCGCCAAGAAGAGCAAACCCAAAAUCCGGAGCUCCUCGUCCAGUCCCAAGAAGACCAAAGCGGGAAGCAAGUCUAAAGCCAUCGUCAUGGACUCCAGCAGCGACGAGGACGACGAGGAGGAAGAGGAGAAGGCGGCGACGACUUCGGCCGACGACGAGGAAGAGGAGAAGGCGGCGACGACUUCGGCCGACGACGAGGAAGAGGAGAAGGCGGCGAAGGAGUCGGAGACCGAGGAGAAACCUUCAGAGGAGAGGGAGGACCAGUCCGACAAGUCAGAGGAGUCUGAGGAGGAGGAGUCUCCCAAAUCAAAGCCAGCCAGAGGGAAGUCGACCCCCAAAAAGUCAGCUCCCGUGAAAAGGCAGCGGACACCAGCGAAGAAGACGUCUCCUCCUAAAAAGAGAGCGAAGAAGGAAGCGUCAGAUGAGUCCGAUGCUGACAGUGAAGCUGACGAGAAGCCCAAGAAGAAGGCAGCCAAGCCUGCCGCCAAAACCAAGAAGGCCGACAGCAGCAGCAACAUCAAAACCAACACAAACAUAG